Messenger RNA from Lipotes vexillifer (Yangtze River dolphin), 1465 nucleotides. RefSeq names its product GID complex subunit 4 homolog (gene GID4). Bases 34 to 687 code for a protein of 217 amino acids. The transcript has 6 exons. Gene Ontology annotation, cellular component: GID complex. The record is from RefSeq and is a predicted model, not a curated record. Lineage: Eukaryota; Metazoa; Chordata; Mammalia; Artiodactyla; Lipotidae. Gene Ontology annotation, biological process: proteasome-mediated ubiquitin-dependent protein catabolic process; protein catabolic process in the vacuole; protein targeting to vacuole.
CCUCCCCCAGCCCUGGCUCCGGGGGACCCCGCGAUGCCGGUCCGCACCGAGUGUCCCCCGCCGGCCGGUGCCUCGGCCGCCUCCGCCGCCUCGCUCAUCCCGCCGCCGCCCAUCAACACGCAGCAGCCCGGCGUGGCCACCAGCCUGCUCUACAGCGGCUCUAAGUUCCGCGGCCACCAUAAGAGCAAGGGUAACUCGUACGACGUGGAGGUGGUGCUGCAGCACGUGGACACGGGGAACUCGUACCUCUGUGGGUAUCUGAAGAUCAAAGGCCUUACUGAGGAGUAUCCAACCCUCACGACCUUCUUUGAAGGAGAAAUAAUCAGCAAAAAGCACCCUUUCUUAACCCGAAAGUGGGAUGCAGAUGAGGAUGUUGACCGCAAGCACUGGGGCAAGUUUCUGGCUUUUUAUCAGUAUGCAAAAUCGUUUAAUUCAGACGACUUUGAUUACGAAGAGCUGAAGAGUGGGGACUUUGUCUUCAUGAGGUGGAAGGAGCAGUUCCUGGUCCCGGACCACACGAUCAAGGACAUCAGCGGUGCUUCCUUUGCCGGCUUUUACUACAUCUGCUUCCAGAAGUCGGCGGCCUCCAUAGAGGGCUACUAUUACCACAGGAGCUCAGAAUGGUAUCAGUCGCUUAAUCUCACUCAUGUCCCAGAGCACAGCGCGCCCAUCUACGAAUUCCGGUGACGGACGGCAACCAAAUAAACUGAACUCGGCAAAAAAGAAAUUUGCCAAGAAAACUGUGUACCUGCCAGAACCAGGAGAACGUGUGUUCCUGUUUCUUCACGAGCAGACUCGCAUCAGAAAGCAUGAAUGUCAACCCACGGCAUCCGAGGAGUGCGGCCGAGCGGCGAGGGCAGGUGGAGGGCGGCCUCGGUUCCUCUUCCCUGUCUGUGGCAGUCUGGUCGUAAGCUGUUUUUAAGCUACCGUAAAUGCACUUUUCCUCCUGCACAGCUGACUUCUGUAUCACUGAGACACACAUCCCUUCCCCCACGCCCCCCUCCAGCCCCGGCCCCCCUCGGCCUUGGUGCUCAGUGGUCCCCACCAGGCCCCCCGGCCCCCGGUUGCUUACUCUGGUAGCUCAAGGGAAGGCCGAGCCCAGCAGCCGUGUGCCCCCGGAGCCCUGUGCAGGGAGACGGCCGAUCGCUCGGCGGGGUUGGGGCACUGCCAGCCCUGGGAUGCUCACGCUGAGCUAGUCAGUGGCCAGCAGCUUCCCCGGGCCUGCCAUCCAGGUCACAGGAUUUAAGGCUUCCCGAUCCCUGGCAGGGACAGAUUCCCGUCCUGCUCACUCAGCACGUUUGCUCCAAACUUUUGAACUUGAGGGCAAUACUAAACUUAAAAAAAAAAAAAAAAAAAAAAAAGGUUUUUUUAUUACAAAAUUAUUUUUAUGGUCCCUUGAACAAGGACCCUAUGGCAAAUGCACAAUUAUUCAGAAUUACAUUUUAUCGUUUUCACAUUGAAAACA